Molecule: messenger RNA, 2989 nt
Organism: Vitis riparia (riverbank grape)
Lineage: Eukaryota; Viridiplantae; Streptophyta; Magnoliopsida; Vitales; Vitaceae
Product: protein NEDD1
Exons: 10
Coding region: 323-2740 (805 amino acids)
Biological process (GO): regulation of microtubule nucleation; regulation of phragmoplast microtubule organization; cell plate assembly
Cellular component (GO): kinetochore microtubule
Molecular function (GO): protein binding; gamma-tubulin complex binding
Source: RefSeq, a predicted model, not a curated record
CCUUUUAACUUUCAGGAAAAGCUUGAUCAUCCCCGAGUAUGGUAUAGAAGGGUGGAAACGGUAUUUCCAAGCAACGUAACGGGUAGGGGUAUCGACAAGCGUGGCUCUAUUGGGAGGAUUCACGGUAGCUAUAUAAACUCCCCCACUUCCUACCCUUUCUCUUUUGAAUUUUGUGGCUCCACACUCCCACAGUCUCUCUCUCCCCCCGGCCUUUACCUAAUUUUCCCAAAUUUUCUCCAGAAACAUACACUUCUUUCUUGUCGCUCCAUGACUCAAUUUUGAAUCAGGUCUUCUUUCCAGAAUUUCUCACCCGAAGGUGCCCAUGAUGAACUUCGCAGAUCCGUCAACGGCGCUCUUGGCCGCCAGCGGAGGUGACACCGUUAAGCUCUUUGACGUCUCUGUCGAGCCUGGCGAUCCUUGCGCCUUGAGCUACUCGCCUUCUCCCGGUCACCAAGUCAACUCUGUGAAGUGGAAUCACACUAAUUUGGUUGUGGCGAGUGCUGGAGAUGAUAGGAAGAUCUCUCUGUGGCGGAAAAAUGGACAGAGCAUGGGGACCAUUCCAGUUUCUGGGACUGAUAGUGGUGACAACAUUGAGGAGUCUAUAUUGGCUAUCAGCUUUAGCAACAAGGGAUCUAGGUACAUAUGCUCUGGAGGAAGUGGUCAAGUUGUAAGAAUAUGGGAUUUACAGAGGAAACGCUGCAUUAAAUGGUUAAGGGGUCAUACUGAUACAAUUACGGGUGCAAUGUACAAUUGCAAAGAUGAACACUUGGCUUCCAUCAGUUUAAAUGGGGAUCUUAUUUUACACAACCUUGCCUCUGGUGCCAGGGCUGCUGAACUCAAGGACCCUAAUGAGCAGGUAUCGAGAGUGCUUGACUAUUCCCGGAUUAGCAGACACCUUUUGGUGACUGCUGGAGAUGAUGGGUCCAUACAUAUGUGGGAUACAACUGGUCGCAGCCCAAAGGUUUCUUGGUUGAAGCAACAUUCUGCACCAACUGCUGGUGUUAGCUUCUCACCUUCAAAUGAUAAGAUAAUUGCUACUGUUGGUCUGGAUAAAAAGUUAUACACUUUUGAUACGGGUUCCAGAAGACCCUCAUCUUGCAUUCCUUAUGAGGCACCUUUCUCUUCAUUAGCAUUUAGAGAUGAUGGUUUGAUACUGGCAGCUGGAACAAGUAAUGGUCGGGUGGUAUUUUAUGAUGUUCGAGGAAAACCACAGCCCUUUACUGUUCUUCGUGCUUACAGUAGUUCAGAGGCUGUUACAAGUUUAUGCUGGCAAAGAUCAAAGCCUGUUAUUAUAAAUGAAAGCAAUUGCACUCCUGAGACUGCUCUUUUAGGAGGUGCUGUUGAGGAUUCAAUCCUUAUGCCAGAUCCACUUCCUUCUGUGACAUCAUCAAGCCUUUCACUUUCCACAGCAAUACCUGCUUCUCGAAAUCCUGGCCGUUCAGGUCCCUCUACAGAAACAUCUUCUCUUACAGCAGCCAGUGGUGGAUCUGUAUCUAGCUCGCUUUAUUUAUCUACAGAAGAGGAAACGCCACAAAAAAACCAUCUGCGGCCAGGUGGAACAUUGGCAAGAUUACAUGCUCCUCGUUCUAGUUAUAACUUCAAGGAUGAUAUGGAGGUAUUUUCUCCACUUGUGGAUAUUCAGCCCAUUACUCCCUCACUCGAUAAGCUGUGGGACAAUCAUGAGGCGGCAAAGAAAGAUCAUCUGCCCGUUGAUAAGAAGCCUUCAUCUCUAUUGUUUCCUUCGUCCAGUAGGAGAUUCCCUUUUGUAGAUGAUGGGGCCACUGAUCAUCCAAUAUUUGAUUGGAAAUCCAGUUCUACUUCCAGGCAGGAUGACACCCGAGCUUCCCUUUCACUGCUGGGAUCUACUCCUGCUCCAUCUUCCAAGAGUGGAGAAGACUCCAUCACUCCUCCAGAAGCUUGGGGCGGUGAGAGAUUGUCUGAUAAAUUUGCUCAUCACCGCCAGUCAGCCAAUUUGCCAUCCCGCUUCGGAAUGUUGACAACCAGUGGUCUGACAUCAGGGUCCAUGCUUUCUGGAUUACAAGAUCUAUCCGUGUCAACAAGUCAGACGAGUAUGAGCUCCUUGUCAAAUUCAAAUUUGGGUUAUGCAAAUUUGCGCCCCAAAGAUGUCUCUUCCAGUCAGGAAACUUCUUUGGGAUUUUCGGAACAUGUUCCCUUUAGUUCGAUAUCUAUGUCUCUAGGCACAAAAGGUGUCACCGGACAGACUAACCUUGAAUUGCCAGGAACAACAUCUUUGAGCCUCCCUCGAAGGUUUUCCACUUAUGCGGAGAGAAUAGGCACCACUUCUUCCUUCAGUGAUGGGAUAUCACUUUCAACGGGUUCACCAAAAACAAAGAAAUCAGGAGCUGAAACCCGGGAAGAACUUUUACAUAGCUUGCUAUCAAGGACUGACAUAUCCACUGCCAUGGAACCAGGAAUUCUUCCAUCAAUAAACGGAGGAACGUCACAACCUCAGAAAGCCCCAAUCCAGACAGAUUCACAGCAGGGAAACUCCUUUACGCUUCAGCUGUUCCAACGCACCCUAGAUGAGACCCUUGGCUCAUUUCAGAAGUCCAUACACGAGGAUAUGAAGAACCUUCAUAUUGAAAUUCUGAGACAAUUUCAUAUACAGGAGACGGAUAUGUCAAGUGUGAUGAGCUCGAUUUUGAAAAAUCAAGUGGAGCUGAUGAAAGAAGUUCAAUCUCUCCGGAAAGAAAACCAGCAGCUCCGCCAAUUGCUUUGAGCUCUUGCUAACAUCAUAUAAUAUCAUGAUGUUCUAUUCUUUAAGGACUUGGCUGUUGUUUGUCUUCCCAAUUUGUAGCUCGUUACUGGCCUUUUGAUAGACAUGCCGGUUUUACAAAUUGUGGUGAAGAUGAGUACGAGGAAAAAAAAUGAAGAAAAGAAGCAGAAAAUGUUCAAGCUUGUGAAUGUGUAUAGAAAUUCAAAUUGUUUUUUCAGCUAAUGAAAUUGAGUUUUGAUUUGCGUCUUUUUA